AAUAGUUAUUAUAAUGGAGAGGAAACAGAAAAGAAUUUAGAAAAAGCCUUUUAUUGGUAUCAAAAAGCAGCAGAAAAUGGUAUUAAAGAAGCAAUAUUUAAUUUAGCCAUUUUUUAUGAAAAUGGGGAAGGAACAGAAAAGAAUUUAAAAGAGGCCUUUUAUUGGUAUCAAAAAGCAGCAGAGAAAGAUCAUAUUAAUGCAAUGUUUAAUUUAGCCAAUAGCUAUUAUAAUGGAAAAGGAACAGAGAAGAAUUUAGAAAAAGCCUUUUAUUGGUAUCAAAAAGCAGCAGAAAAUGGGGAUGAAAGUGCAAUGUUUAAUUUGGCCAAUAGUUAUUAUAAUGGAAAAGGAACAGAAAAGAAUUUAGAAAGGGCUUUUUGUUGGUUUCAAAGAGCAGCAGAAAUUGGUGUUAAAGAAGCAAUGAAUAAUUCAGCUAUGUGUUAUGAAAAUGGAGAAGGAACAGAAAAGAAUUUAGAAAAAGCUUUUUAUUGGUAUCAAAAAGCAGCAGAAAGCGGUUACACUAAUGCAGGACUUAAUUUACCCAAAUAUUAUGAAAAUGAAAAAGGAAUAAAAGAAGAAUUAGAGAAUAGUUAUACUGAUAUAAAGUUUAAUUUAGCCAAUAAUUAUUAUGGUGAAAAAAAAGCAGAAAAGAAUUUAGAAGAAACUAUUUAUUUAACUAAUAGCUAUUAUAAUGGAGAAGAAACAGAAAAGAAUUUAAAAGAAACCUUUUAUUGGUAUCGAAAAGGAGCAGAAAAUGGUGAUGAAAGAGCAAUGUUUAAUUUAGCUAAUAGUUAUUAUAAUGGAAAAGGAAUAGAAAAGGAUUUAAACAAAGCCUUUUAUUGGUAUCGAAAAGCAGCAGAAAAUGGUAAUAAAGAAGCAAUAAAUAAUUUAGCUAUGUGCUAUGAAAAUGGGGAAGGAACAGAAAAGAAUUUAGAAAAGGCCUAUUAUUGGCAUCAAAAAGCAGCAGAAAAUAGGGAUGAAAAGACUUUAACUAGCAACAGUUAUUAUAAUGAAAAAGGAAAAGCAGCAGAAAAUAGUGAUGAAAAGACUUUAACUAGCAACAGAGGAUUUAGUGAAAUUCAUAAAGCUAUCUGGUUAAAUGGACCUAUUUUUAGUUAG
Molecule: messenger RNA, 1116 nt
Organism: Rhizophagus irregularis DAOM 181602=DAOM 197198
Lineage: Eukaryota; Fungi; Glomeromycota; Glomeromycetes; Glomerales; Glomeraceae
Source: RefSeq, a predicted model, not a curated record